This is a messenger RNA of Hibiscus syriacus, 2191 nucleotides long. Its product is annotated as O-fucosyltransferase 39-like. The coding region runs from base 231 to 1787 and encodes 518 amino acids. The transcript is spliced from 10 exons. The record is from RefSeq and is a predicted model, not a curated record. NCBI's taxonomy places the organism in Eukaryota, Viridiplantae, Streptophyta, Magnoliopsida, Malvales, Malvaceae.
AAAAAAAAGAGAGAGCAAUAGAUAGAGAUUCGUAUGAUGUUGGGUGCUUGAGCUGCGCUGCUUCUUUUUUUUUUUGGCUGUUGGUUAGAUUUUGUUUUGGUGUGUUGCUGAUUUGAGUGGUGCUCACUGCUUACCAUUAAAUGCCAAUCAAAGCCAACAUAGAAGAAAACAAAUUGAGGAAAGUGGUCGUCUUGGAGAUCUGUGUUUUUCAGCUUUAAGGUGGGGAAAACAUGAUGAGGUUUCAUUACCAUAGUCAUUGUUAUCAGCCUCUUCGGAGAGAAGCAGUUUCUGGGUUAUUUCUGUUGCUUUUCCCAGUUCUUUGGCGUUGUUUGUUCACACCAUUCGCCCAUGCUUCCCCUUCUACAUUCUCGGAAUGGAAUGUUCCUAAACCUAGACAUUUAUCUUUACUCGGGAGUGCCUUAGAACGCGAAAGUUCCAAUGGAGAGCAGUCUGAUCUCUGGGCUCCUUUGGCCGACCAAGGGUGGAGACCGUUUAUUGAAUCUGCAAAUGUCCUCUCAUUGCCACAGAAAUCUGAAGGAUAUCUUCAGGUGUUUCUUGACGGUGGACUCAACCAGCAAAGAAUGGGGAUAUGUGAUGCCGUUGCGGUUGCAAAAAUACUGAAUGCAGCACUUGUGAUCCCACAUCUUGAAGUAAAUCCCGUUUGGCAAGACUCGAGCUCAUUCAUGGAUAUAUUUGAUGUGGAUCACUUUAUUAAUGUAUUGAAGGAUGACGUUUCAAUAGUCAAAGAGUUGCCUGAUGAAUUCUCUUGGAGCACAAGGGAGUAUUAUGCCACUGCUACUCGGGCAACCAGAAUUAAAAGAGCACCCGUUCAUGCAUCUGUAAACUGGUAUCUCGAGUAUGUCUUGCCCGUAUUACAGAGUAAUGGGAUUGCUGCGAUUUCUCCAUUCUCUCACCGUUUAUCUUUUGACAACAUGCCGAGUGAGAUCCAGAAAUUACGUUGUAAAGUCAACUUUAAAGCUCUUGUGUUUGUUCCGCACAUCAGAGCACUUGGAGAUGCAAUUGUCCAUCGCCUCAGAUAUCCUCCUGGUGAAAGUGAAGCAGUUAGCAGUAACUAUCUCUGGGCGACCACUGAUCAAUAUGAAAAACAAAAGCCCCACAAAUUUGUUGUGGUACAUCUUCGGUUUGAUAAGGAUAUGGCAGCCCAUUCAGCCUGUGAUUUUGGUGGGGGUAAAGCUGAAAAAUUGGCUCUGGCCAAGUAUCGACAAACAAUUUGGGGAGGGAGGGUUCUCAAUUCUCAGUUUACUGAUGAAGAGUUGAGAAGCCAGGGGCGUUGCCCGUUGACUCCUGAAGAAAUCGGACUGCUGCUAGCAGCUUUGGGUUUCGACAAUAGUACCCGACUUUAUCUUGCCUCGCACAAGGUAUAUGGUGGGGAAGCUAGGAUUUCCACCCUACGUGAGCUGUUUCCGCUGAUGGAAAACAAAAAGAGCCUUGCCUCUUCGGAAGAAAGGGUUCAUAUAAACGGAAAGGCUUCUUUGUUAGCUGCAGUUGAUUACUAUGUUGGUGUGCAUAGUGACAUCUUUGUCUCUGCAUCUCCUGGGAACAUGCACAAUGCAUUGGUGGGACAUCGAACUUUCGAGAACAAGAAGACCAUAAGACCAAAUAUGGCUUUGUUGGGCCAACUCUUCCUUAACAAAAACAUUACAUGGUCUGAAUUCCGUCAGGCAGUGGCAGAAGGGCACCAGAACAGACUAGGGCAACUCAGGUUAAGGAAACCAAAACAGUCCUUGUAUACAUAUCCUGCGCCUGAUUGCAUGUGCCGAGCUUAAGUUCCUAAUGCUCAGUUAUCUAUUUGCUAAAAGAAGUGAGAUUACUAUCAAUAUCUUGUUGAUUUUACUACUGCAGCUAUUAUUUGCAGCUUGUGCUAUUGAUGUCAUGAAUAAGCGGUAGCCCAAUUUCUCUCCCUUGGAUAUAUGCAUUACAUUUAGUGUUCUUAGUAGGUAUUGUUGUAGCGUAUUGACAGUGGUAUUUACAUCGAGAAGGGGGCUAUCGGCAUCAAAUUUAUCGGGGAUCCUAUUUAGCAUGGACUGUGGAGUAGAGUAUGUUACAUAAGUCGUCGAUGGAUCUCAGCUUUGUUUGUUGCUUAUCUCCACCGGUGAAGCUGUCUGUACAACCUUUUUUAUUGUAUCAAAAUUGCAUCAAACGUCUAUGUUUUUUGCAACAGAUUUUUUGA